AUGGUGAACAUCAAGAGCAAGCAUGGUGUAUUCUGUUCUCUCUUAGCGAUAGCAGUAACGCUGCCCUUGGACUCUGUUGCAUCGGCUUUUGUUCCAUCGCUUCUUCCUUUCCAAGGGAGACGCCAUGAUUGGACGUUGCCAGCAACCCAUCACUCCUUUGAGUUGCUUUCCCGGGAAUUCAAUGACUGCAGCGUCCCGGAAAUCCAAAAGAUUCUGGUGCAAAAAGGGGCUGAAUUCAAGCAACGACAAGAUGAACAAGAAUCAGAUACUAGUACUUCCACAGCUCCAGUGCUCAAAUCUUCGUUCGACAAAGUUCCUGGAUGCGUGGCGAACGUGCACAUUCAAACCUCCCUAAUAAAGAGAAACCAAGAAGAAGACUACCAAGUUACUUACAAAGGACACGCCGAUGCACUGCUGAGUCGAGGCUUGAUGGCUGCAUUGAUGACGGUGCUUGACUCCUGUGACGUGGACGAAGUUCGUCACAUGGAUCCUGCUUCGAUUGCCGAACAAAUGGGAGUCCGUCGAGCACUCAGUCCGGGCCGAAAUGAUGGAUUGGCAAACAUGAUGCAAGUGAUUCAAAACCAAAUACAAACGCUCUUGUCGUCGUCGGAAACCAAAAAGACUGAUGAAUCAGUGGAGACGGUGGACUCGACAAAAACAAGAGACAUUGCCCCAUUGUACGUGGACGAAACUGGGAAAUCCAAUGAGGAACCUGGAAGGCACCAAUCUGCAAGAGGGGAUUCUUCCGUGGCAGUAGAAUCUGAUAUUCCAACGAAAAAGAAGGCAACGGUGGCAUUGUUGUUAUCAGGAGGAGUCGACUCAUCUGUGGCACUGAGAUUGCUUCUGAAGCAAGGAUACAAUGUCACAGCCUUUUACCUCAAAAUUUGGUUGGAAGACGAGCUGGCGCAUCUGGGGCAGUGCCCUUGGGAAGAUGAUUACAACGUGUGUCGACAAGUCUGUGAACAAGCCGGGGUGUCGCUCGAGUCAAUCAGCCUUCAGGAGGAAUACCGUGAUAGAGUCAUUUCCUACACGAUUCACGAAGCUGAACGGGGGAGAACUCCCAAUCCAGAUAUCCUUUGCAACUCACGCAUCAAAUUUGGGUGUUUCUACGACGCCAUUGCAGGACGAGACUUUGACUUUGUGGCAUCGGGCCAUUAUGCUAGGUUGGAGCCAAACUUUGCAACAACUACUGUCGUAGAAGCUGGAAAGAGGGAACCCAUGCGACUCUUUCGGGCACCGGAUCCCGUCAAGGAUCAGUCAUACUUUUUGUGUGCCUUGAGUCAGGAACAACUCCAGCGAGUCAUUUUUCCCAUUGGCCAUCUACAAAAGGCUCAAGUACGAGAACUGGCAGAGUCAUUCCAAUUACCAAAUCGUCACAGGGCCGAUUCUCAAGGUCUCUGCUUCCUUGGAAAGGUGAAAUUUGAAGAUUUCCUGGGUGCCUAUCUGGGAGAACGCCCUGGAGAUAUUGUGGAUGCAGCGACAGGUGACAUUUUGGGCCAACAUCGCGGUGUUUGGUUUCAUACAGUUGGCCAGAGAAAAGGAAUCGGCAAAGUACUAUAUCCAAAAGCAACUGCGAAAGGUCCGUGGUAUGUUGUCGCCAAGGAUCCUUCACACGAUUUGGUAUUUUGCUCCAAUCAAUAUGACGAAGAUAUUUUCACAGCGGCUAGAUCCGAAUUUCACGUUGAAGAUAUCAAAUGGGUUGCUGGCAAACCUCCUUCUACAGUUCAACAACACGAAAACGGAAGUGGACGCUUCGAGAUGAAGAUUCGUCAUGGUCCAAGACUUGUUCAGGGAACUCUGACACUGAUUGAUCCCAGUGGAGAUGAAGGAACUGUGAAACUGGACCGGAAGGAUGGAGGAUUGGCUCCUGGCCAAUACGUUGUGUUCUAUGUUGGCGAGGAGUGUCAUGGUGGCGGUGUCAUCAGCGAACGACACUGGGCAAAGUUCCUUUUGCAGCGUGAAGAGACGCAGUCAAAGAACCAGACUACAGCACUGCAGACAUGA
Messenger RNA from Seminavis robusta, 2004 nucleotides. The record is from the annotation of a GenBank genome assembly. NCBI's taxonomy places the organism in Eukaryota, Bacillariophyta, Bacillariophyceae, Naviculales, Naviculaceae.